Molecule: messenger RNA, 903 nt
Organism: Brassica napus (rape)
Lineage: Eukaryota; Viridiplantae; Streptophyta; Magnoliopsida; Brassicales; Brassicaceae
Exons: 2
Coding region: 1-903 (300 amino acids)
Source: RefSeq, a predicted model, not a curated record
AUGGAAGAUGUGUUGUCCCGAGCCUGGGCGCAGGUGAAGUGGGAGGAAGAUGUUGCUAGCCGCGCCAAAGCUCAGCCAACGCAGGACCAAAGGUCAGCCCAAUCAGAUCGAGGAGACCGAGAUGAAAGAUCCUCCCAAAGGGGAUCCAAGGACUCUGGUAGUAGAAACAGGGGCAGGUUCCAGUACCGGCCACAAGAGAAGGAAGAAGGGAUGUCGGUAUCUACCUGGCCCGAUAUCUCCCAUCUCUCAAUAUCAACACCUGAGCUAGUCAACGCACUGAGACAGAUGGGCCAACAGUGCGACUUCCAUCGCGAUCAUGGCCACAAAACCGAAGACUGCAUCGCCCUGAGGAUCGAGGUCAACGAACUACUCCAAAAGGGGCAUCUCCGAGAAUUCCUCUCAGAGAAAGCCAAGGCCCACCUCAGCAAAGAGACAGCAGGGAAAUCCAAAGGAGCUGCACCAGCCUCACCACCUCGCCAAGAUCGGGUGAUCCAUGUCAUAUCCGGAGUCUCAGAAGUAAGCCACGCAGCCGCAAAGAAAAGCACCCGUAACGCUAAGCAUGGUCUGGUAACGACCCAACCGAAGCGCCUACUUCUAAGCACCGACGAGAUAAGCUUCACAGCUAAGGAGCAAGAGAAGAUCCUGGCUCCCCACCAUGAUGCUCUAGUUAUCUCUCUCACCGUAGCAAACUGCUUGGUGAAAAGAAUACAAGUAGACAACGGCAGCUCCAGCAACAUCAUCUUCCAGACGGCGUACCAAGAUCUAGGGCUGGAGGAGAGCACCCUCAUGCACAAGGUAACCCACUCAUCGGGUUCAGCGGCAAGGUCAAGCAAACCGCCGGAGAGGUUAUCCUCCCAGUAUACGCUGAAGGGGUCAACAUGUCAACCAAAUUCCUGGUCGUAG